Molecule: messenger RNA, 4637 nt
Organism: Zeugodacus cucurbitae (melon fly)
Lineage: Eukaryota; Metazoa; Arthropoda; Insecta; Diptera; Tephritidae
Product: protein stoned-A
Exons: 4
Coding region: 2058-4637 (859 amino acids)
Source: RefSeq, a predicted model, not a curated record
AUUGCGGUAUUAUGAUAUAAUAUAAGUGGUGAUCGGAGUAGAGAUAUAGCAGCCGUAGUUGAGAGUGUACAUGAAGAUCGUGGAUAGUUAAUUCGGCAUCAUUUGCAGCAACUCGGACUGACGUAUGGAACGACUUGGCGCAUUCGUCGAGAUCUUAAAUUGAAAGUUUAUAUACUAUAUUAUAUAUUAAGAGCUGAAACCGUUCGACCCCCUCAAGCAACACCUCUUCGCUGUAUGGGCUCUUGCAAAGUUCCAAGAAGAUCCGACGUUUUUGAGCCAAAUUUUGUUAAGCGAUUAGGCCCAUUUCUGGGUCAAUAAGUAUGUAAAUACGUAAAAUUGCCUCAUUUGGUACCAAGAGCAACUUGAAGAGAAUCAAAAGCUGCCAUUUCAUACAGAAAAUGCAACUGGUUGGUGUGAUUUGUGGGCCUGUCGAUUGUGAUCGCUCAAUAUUUCUUCAAAAAUGAAUGGUCGCGCGCCAUGAUAACCGACUAUUUGAUGCCUGAAAUUGAAGCUCGUGAUCUCGUGCCCUUUGCUUUCAACAAUACAGCGGCACUUCCUACACGUCGCAUCAAUCGAUGCAUUUAUUGAGAGAACACUGCGGUGAGCAGAUAAUUUCACAUUUUAGGUCGGCCGAUUGGUCACCAAAAUCGUGUCUUGUCACACCGUCAGACUUUUUCCUGUGGAGAUGUGUGAAGUCCCAAUUAUAUGCAGACAAUCCUGCUUCGAUUUAGGCCUUGGAGCAAAACAUCACGCCUGUCAAUCGCCAUUAAAUUUGAAUUUUCUGUGUUUUUUUUUGUAGGAACCUUUACUUCUUUCGGACCAAACUCGAUAUGUAGAACCAAUAAUGUCUCUGAAAUAUGGCAACUCCCGAAAUAAUUUAAAACUUCAAAAUCCAAAUCACAACUUCGCAUAAAGGAGUGAAACAUUCUCAAUCCUUUAAAUAAUUUUCAAGUCUUUAUUCCUAACAAUUUUCGAGUGGAUUUAAUAACCCGAAUUGAGAGGUACCUUAUUUUUUUAUCGAAGGAAAUAUAAAAUUUAUAAUUUAGUCUAUAAUUAUUCGCAGUGUAGCUUGCUAAAUGUCGAAAUAUCAACGCUGAUUUUUGACAUUUGCUAUUAUAUGGAAUGUCAAACACAGAGAGAGCCUGAACUGAGCGUAAUAUUUGCGUUUGCGCAUUACAACACUAUCAUCUUUACAUAAUUCCACGAAUGACAGUUGUCAAUUGAAGUAAAAGCGACUUUUAUUUAAACGCUGCGAACUCACCACAAACGCAAAGCUUGCAUUAUAAAAAUGAAAUUGCGGCGAAGCACGCUUUUAGGCGUUAAAAAAAUGUAGGCAAAACUAAUGAUACAACUAAAGUGGAUAUGAAUUGUGCGCUUUAAAAUCUAUUUCAUAGUUUAUAUGAAAACAUGUCACUUGAUAUAUUUAGGACCAGUGCUGUUUGCUAAGCUUUCGUCAGUUAGACGACAAUUAAGCUCGUCUCGUUGACUUGCCAAAAGCUCACGGUCGUGCGUAUGAAAUUCUGCGAUUUCACUCGUCAUUCAGUCAAAGAUUUUCCGAUAUUGCGUGCACUACAAUAAGCCCACAGUCGCGACGUGUUCCGAAGUCAAUGUGAAAAAAAGUGUAAAAUUCAAUUUUAUUUCACGAAUUCGAAAACAAAAGCUAAGCCAGUCAACUGAAAACAUUUUAAUUGCAAUUCACUUUAUCACUAAGCGCAGAGAGACUGAGCUAGUCGUGGUGGUGGUGGUGUUGCCACACAGUGCUUGUGGUGAACUUAAAUGAGAGUGCACUGUGGUGAAUUUUGUCACAAUUCGGAGAAAGCACAGAGCUUUACCACUGUCGUGUAUAUGUGUUGGUGUUUGUAGGCUAACAGUUAACCAAAAAAAAAAACAGAAUAAUAUAUUAAAGCAACAACAAAAAAUUAAAGGAAAGAAAUAAUAAAAAUCAGCUGAAAAGGCCGAAAAAAUUUAAAAGAAUUUUAAAAAGAAAGAAGUGAAAUGGACAUGUGGGUGUGAGGUCAACGCAAAGCGACCGAUAUCGAUGUCUCCGCAAUUAGAGAAUGCUUAAGUUACCAAAAGGCUUAAAAAAGAAAAAGAAGAAGUCGAAAAAGGAUCAAGAACUCUUCACCGAAGAGGAGCUCGAACAGUAUAAGCGCGAGUUAAAAGCUAAGCAAGAGGCAGCCGCUGCUAAAUCGGACGCUGGUGAAUCGGACGCAGCAUCAGACGUUGAGGGUUUAGCACCAACUGCAGCAUCCACAUCCAGUACAGCACCUGCACAUACCGAAACAAGUGAGGCAAACGCAGAUACCAGCGCUAACGGCGGCGCUGCGCCAGCCGCAGCUGCAAAGAGUGCCGAAGCGGACGAGGAGUGGGCCAAGUUCAAAGCGCUUACAUCGGGCGUUGACUCUAUUUUACAUAAAACUCAAGACGAGUUAGAUCGUAUUAAGAAAGAGUCCUUCUACCAACGUUUGCCAUCAGCAGCGGAGAAGAAACGGCUUGAGGAAGAGGAAGCUGCACGUCGUGAGGCGGAGCGUUUAGAAGAAGAGCGUCGUAAGGCAGCCGAAUUAGAGGCAAAGCGCGACAAAUUAGCCGAGGCGGUAGUUGAACUCUCCGAAUCGGAAGGUGAACAGGACGAGGAGGUAGAUGACAUCUUCGCCACUGACUAUAUAGAAGCGAUAACCAGUGGAGAAGUACAAUUAGCCGUUGUACCUGAAUCGCCAGUAUUAGAAUUUGACGACGGUCCUGAUCCUUUCGAUACCGCAUAUGCAGAAAAAGUUAUUGUUGGCGCAGAUAAGGCUAAAGGUAAUAAGAAACUUGUCAGCCUUGGUGCGGCGGUUGAAGUCCUCUCGGGACGUGUCGAUCGUGAGCACGCACUUUCGCUUGCCAAACCAAAACGUAAGCUACGAAAGGGUAUACAAAACUUAUUACUGAGCGAGAGUAUUGACCUAGCCGAUCAGGAAGUUGAAAUAGUUGCGGCCGAACCACAGAAAAAUUUACUUGACGAGCUUGUGGACGACGUACCCCAGUCAGAUGCGCCAAUUGAUUUAAGUGUUUCAUUACAUUUGCAUUUGAUACAACACAAGAAAACAGAAGAAGAGGAGGAGGAAGAGGCAAACGACGCCGGUUUACCGGAUUUAUCGGAAUUUGAUGCACUUAAAGACGAUGAUGAUGAUGAGUUCGCUGAAUUAGCAGCCGAAUCGUUAACUAAAAAAGAAGAAGUAAAAGUUAUCACUCAGAUACCUAUUCCUCAACCCGAAGUACUUUCGGAAGUAAUAGAGGCUGAUUGGGCAGAAUUUGAACAAAUACCCGAAGAGGAACCAACAACUGACGGCAAAGCUAAACCAUCACGUCCUCCACCACCAGCUAGACCUGCCUCUGGUCCGCACUUAGUUGCAGGUGCCAUAUACAUUAGUGACGAAGAAGAGGACUUCGCCGCUGACGAUCCAUUCAAUACUGCAUACGCUGAGCAAGUCAUCAAAAAGACUACAGUACUAGAAGAAGACGACGACUUUGAUCCACGUGCCGAAGAAAAAUCUGUACCGCCCGCCAAACCACCACCACCAGCUACAAACUUAUUAUCUCAACCAACACGUGAUUUGUUGGGUGGCAGCGCCACUGACUUGUCCAAGGUUGGUCCCGCUCCUAUAGCGCCUACACAGGAGGUUGAAGAGGACCCAGCUGAUUUCGAUCCUUUCGAUACCUCCGCAGUCAGUGCAAUCGUUCAACCGAAGGCAACGGAGCUAAAGUUCUUGGAGCGUGAACUCCUAACUGAAAGUAAUCUUAAGCAUUCACUUAGUGAUCCAGACUUUGAUCCACGUGCAGACGAGCCAGCGCCUGCGCCUACUAGGUCUGCAGUACCGCCACCUCGUCCGGCUGCACCACCUGUGCAAACUCCAAAUAAUCCCACUAUUGACUUUGAUACUGCACGACGCAAGUCUUCCUUAAGUUUGAAUAUCCAAUCAAAAAGUGUUGGUUUCUUGGUGCCCUCACAAGAUUUGCUCGGUGCCGCGAAUGACGGUCACGGUAAUAAAAAGCCAUUGACACCUUAUUACGCACCGACAGGAGCAAAAGAAAAGAUCAGUGAAAAGGAGGCCGAGGAUCCAUUCGACACCUCAUACGUACCAGAAGCGAAACCCAGUGAGGUGGAACUCAAGCAUCUAGAAGAAGAUUUACUGACGAAAAAUACUCUAAAACAUAGUCUAUCCGAUCCCGAUUUCGAUCCACGAGCGCCACCUACACCGGUGCCUGCGGAAGAGUUAUUAGCGGUAAAAGAAGAUAUAAAGGCGAAGGUGCUGACACCAUCCCAAGAGAGUAAAGAUCUCACAGACGACACUCCAGAGUAUAUAGACCCAUUUGACACAUCUAUUGCGUCUAAUUUGCAACCAGGCAGAGCAGAAUUAAAACUUUUAGAGAGUGAAUUGCUUCCAGCUACUGUGUCAGAGAUCACAACGGGAGUGCUUGAUACACAAACGGACGCACAAGAACUCGGUCUAGGCGACAAGGUAUUAACACCCUCGGUUCCUGUAAAACAAAUUACACUUCCCGAAGAAGUUGACCCAUUUGACACUUCAAUUGCCGAGAACUUGGCACCUGGCGCAACCGAGAUCAAAUUAUUGGAGAGUGAAUUAAUUGAGCGUUAA